This is a messenger RNA of Rhincodon typus (whale shark), 2326 nucleotides long. RefSeq names its product zinc finger protein 239-like. Gene Ontology annotation, cellular component: nucleus. The transcript has 2 exons. Lineage: Eukaryota; Metazoa; Chordata; Chondrichthyes; Orectolobiformes; Rhincodontidae. Gene Ontology annotation, biological process: regulation of transcription by RNA polymerase II; central nervous system development. The record is from RefSeq and is a predicted model, not a curated record. Gene Ontology annotation, molecular function: RNA polymerase II cis-regulatory region sequence-specific DNA binding; DNA-binding transcription factor activity, RNA polymerase II-specific. The coding region runs from base 492 to 1463 and encodes 323 amino acids.
UUGUCUGGAUGCGGAAGUUGAGUAUUCUGUUUGCUCAACUCCUCACCAUUGUUCGGUAAAUUUGCUGUUGUUGGGUCCCUUUCUAUCUGAGUGAAGGCUGAACUUCACAUGUAUUCUCACUAAAAUUUCUUCCUCUGUCAAACAUCUAUUGUGGACGGAAGCACUUGCAGAUGGAAAUUUCAAAACAGAUAUCACACCAAAGUGUGACAGUCACUUAAUUCAUGCAUGUUAAAUUUCAUUGGCCCUUGAAUCCAGAGGAAAAGAUCAUUCUUUUUGGUUCACAUGAUUUUAAAUAUCAAUACGACUAAAAAGCACUGAGAGACACACAGACGACCUACCUCCGGGAGCAACUGUGGAUGGUGCUUUAACCAGUUAGAUGGCCUGAAAAAUCAUUGCAGCAUUCACAGCAGAGAGAGACUGUGCAAGUGUUGUGUGCGUGGACAAGGCUCCGACUGAUCUUUUAACUUGGAGAGAACCGAAGCACCCGCAUUAUGGAGAAACCAUGGCAUUGUGUGGACUGUGGGAAGAAAUUCCGCUUCCCUUCUGAGCUGGAAACUCAUCGACGUGUUCACACAGGGGAGAGGCCAUUCACCUGCCCAGUGUGUGGGAAGGGAUUUACCAUGUCAUCCACUCUGCAGACACACCAGCAAGUUCAUGCUAUGAAGAGCCCGUUCACCUGUCCUGAGUGUGGGAAGGGAUUCAAUGUAUCAUUCCAUCUGCUGACACACCAGCGAGUUCACACUGGGGAGAGGCCAUUCACCUGUUCUGUGUGUGGGAAGGGAUUCACCCAGUCGUCCAACCUGCUGACGCACCAGCGAGUUCACACUGGUGAGAGGCCAUUCACCUGCUCUGUUUGCGGGAAAGGAUUCAUUUAUUCAUCACACCUGCUGCUACACCGACGGGUUCACACCGGGGAGAGGCCUUUCAUCUGCUCCAUGUGUGGGAAAGGAUUCACUCGCUCGUCGAACUUGUUGACGCACCAGCGGGUUCAUACUGGGGAGAGGCCUCUCAACUGCUCUGAGUGCGGAAAGGGAUUCAGUCAUUCAUCCACUCUCAUGGCACACCAGAGAGUCCACACUGGGGAAAGGCCGUUCACAUGCUCCGUGUGUGGGAAAGGAUUCACUCAGUCAUCCAACCUGGUAACACACCAGCGGGUUCAUACUGGGGAGAGACCGUUCAUUUGCUCUAAAUGUGGGAAAGGUUUCAGUGUGUCGUCCCACCUACAGAGACACAAGCAAGUUCACACCGGAGAGAGACCAUUUGUCUGUUCCAAGUGUGGGAAGGCAUUCACUCAGCUGUACAAUCUACAGACACACCAGCGGGUUCACACUGGGGAAAGGCCGUUCACCUGCUCCAUGUGUGGGAAAGGAUUUACUCAGUUAUCAAUCUUGAUUAGACACCAGCAAGUUCACAAGUGCUUACAGGAGUUGGAUCCUGCUGCUGUUAGCCACAUACAGGACUGAACAAUGGUCAUUCUGGCAGCUGCAAAAUGUAGUGGGGGUGUUGGAUGGAGUUGGACUGUUUCUUUCUGUUGUAUUUGCUGGUUUCAUGGCUUUGCUUCCAGUGGGUUGAUACUCUCUGAGCCUGGAAGUGGGCAUUUCCAUGUAAGUCAUCUGAAAAAGCUACAUGAACAGUAAAAAGUCAUGAAAAUGUGUCAUUGGAAGUAUUAGUUUACAAUAUCAUUGACUGGAACACAUUGUAAACUAAAGGAGAUUGACUGCAGUGAGGAAAAAUGUUGCAUUAGCCAAGAAUAGAAGCUGCUGAACUGGAGUCACUAAGUUUAUGAAAUGUUCAGGAAGCAGUCCCAUGAACCAGUCCGUGGGUGUUAUAAAGCUAUUUGAUUUGGACACAUCUGUCUGAAAGAUCCUCCCUCAAGAGCCAUAGCGUAUAUUCUAACUUCCUCCUCUCUGAAAUUACAAUGGCCUUACCAUUGCAAGCGGAGUGUUCUUAAGGGAGAAUUCUAAGCCAUCUCUACAGUCUCCAGAUAAGAAGAAUUCCAUAUCUGAUCCAAGAAGAAAUACCACACAAACAGUUUGUGUGCAAAUUAGACUUUGGCUGUAAACCAGUGUAAGCAUGGAAUAAAGAAAGGAAUCAAUUCAGCCUUCCUAACUCAGUUGUAACUUAGUAAAUAUUAUUUUUUCAACCACUACAUGUAACCUUAAAAUAAAUAACUUCUCCUACAGCAUUCACCUUACAGCACAGACCAGUCAGCCCAAUUAGUCAAUGUCAGUAUUGAUGUACCACACGAGCCUCCACGUACUUUUGUCAUCUCUUCUCCUCAUUCCACCUUGCCCCACCCAGCCUCUCAAUCAGCAUAUCCCCUGUU